AUGAUGGACGAGGUCGACUUCGAGCUUUGCUUGGACAUCGAUCAAUAUGUAGCCGCCUCUCGCCGCGAGUCAAAGCGACUAUCCACCCAGUCCACCACAGGCUCAAUUAAGCACGACAACGUCCGAACUGUGACAAUCCCCAACCCCAAGGUUCGCAAGCACGGGGAACUAGACUCGACCUCUGACAUCGACGAAAAGCACACCUUAGAGCCGGUUCACCACGCACGACCAUGCAAGAAGCUCAAGGUCGCAAACCAGGCAGAGUCUGACCUCGAGGAUGACCACGAUCGCACCUAUCUCGAUAUCGCGAUCAAGCGCAUCACUACCCACCACGAUCAGGAAAUACUCUCAGACGCCGACGACACAGAUCCAGAAACCCGUAGCUCAACUAACGCCUCGACCACGGCCGUCAACGAAGAUACAAUGGAUCUAGACAGCGACACGGACGCGGAAGUCCAUGCCAACUCGACCAGCGGCAGCAUAACCACAAGUCCGUCUCACUCUUACAUCGCUCGUCCAUCCCAUCUCUUCCAGAUCUUCGAGGAUCCGGAUGACUCGCAUCUGGAGAACCAUCCCGGCCUCGUGUCUAGCUUUACUACUUACUCCUCUCUCGAUGAAGAUAAGGAGAAUAUCCGCGACGAUGAUGCCUACGAGCAGCGGGAGCAUACCCAUGGAAUGGGGGUUAAUUCGCAGAUGUGGACUCGUCAAUCUAAUAAUCGGUUCUCGCAUGCGGCCAGUUCCAGGUACCAGGGUGUUGAUGGGGGAGUGGAUACGGAUGAGGCGGAUACUGAUGUUGAAGAGUUUUUGACCGAGGGUGGAGAGGGUGCAAGGGAGGUUGAGAUGGAGGAUGUGAGAGUGUCGUUUCAUUCGUUGGGUGCUGGGGAGGCUUCAUUGCUUCCUCUGGCUUUUCCUUUGCCUUUAAGGAUUCCUUCCCCCGGAGUCGGUCAGGGUGGCAGAGCUAGUGGUAGGCGUCGCUGCUUCGGCCCUAGGCCUGUUGUGCACUUUGAGUGA
This is a messenger RNA of Aspergillus oryzae RIB40, 1011 nucleotides long. RefSeq lists its product as uncharacterized. The record is from RefSeq and is a predicted model, not a curated record. The transcript has 2 exons. The coding region runs from base 1 to 1011 and encodes 336 amino acids. NCBI's taxonomy places the organism in Eukaryota, Fungi, Ascomycota, Eurotiomycetes, Eurotiales, Aspergillaceae.